Amphimedon queenslandica is the source of this 2485-nucleotide messenger RNA. Its product is annotated as STE20-like serine/threonine-protein kinase. Gene Ontology annotation, biological process: protein phosphorylation. Gene Ontology annotation, molecular function: ATP binding; protein serine/threonine kinase activity. The record is from RefSeq and is a predicted model, not a curated record. The transcript has a single exon. NCBI's taxonomy places the organism in Eukaryota, Metazoa, Porifera, Demospongiae, Haplosclerida, Niphatidae. The coding region runs from base 85 to 2415 and encodes 776 amino acids.
CAAUUUUCAGUUACCAUUCUAUCAUAAUUUAUUUUUUACGAGCCACACCCCAAAUAGAUCUAGUACAAGAUUUAUUGAUUUAACAUGGCCGUCAACAGGCACUUCAACUUUAAAAGCGUAGAGAUAUAUUUCAAGGAGUCCCUGGGCAGUGGAGCAUAUGGCUCUGUCUAUAGAGCCAAAUGUGAUCACUUGGUUUGUGCCGCCAAAGUCCUUCACCCCAUGUUCUUUGCUAGUUCUGAUCCGGCCGUGAAGGACACCAUUGCUAAAUUCAAAUCUGAAUGCGAGCUCCUCUCCUCUCUGCAGCAUCCAAACAUAGUUCAGUUCUUGGGAGAGUUCACUAACUCGGCGGGUGAGACUGCACUCGUUAUGGAACUGAUGGACGAGAGUCUCACCUCCUUCAUUGAUGGCUAUCACCCACAGGACAACCCAGUCCCAAUGCAUCUCAUGAUCGACUUCUCUCACGACAUAUCCCUUGCUCUUUAUUACUUACACAACAAUGGGAUCAUUCACAGGGACCUUUCCAGUAACAACGUACUUUUGCUUGGACGCAUACGAGCCAAGAUAACUGAUCUUGGAGUCUCUAAGCUUCAUGACGCAGCAGGGCAGCACAUGACUCAAUGUCCAGGUGCUCCCGUGUACAUGCCGCCCGAGGCUCUCUCUCAAGGUACCAACUACUCUGAGAAACUUGACGUCUUUUCUUUUGGAGUCCUCCUAAUACAAAUGGCGUCCUGUCGCUUCCCUUGUCCUUCUCCGGCUGAGGUACAGCUCGAGGAUCCCACCUCGCCGACAGGGUUUGUGAGAAUGCCUGUAAAAGAGACAGAGAGACGCUCUCAAGACCUUGCUACAUUUAAUGAGAGUCACAUUCUCCGUCCACUCAUGUUGCAUUGCAUUGAAGACGUUCCUCAUAAUAGGCCGUUUACGUCCGAGAUAUGCGAACACUUGGAAAAACUGAAAAUGGUAUCGGAAUAUAUUGAGAGCAAAUUAUCAGAAACACGUCUUGAGUCACAAGCGAGUACUGGGAGUCCUUUAGAUGUGCCUCCUGUUUCAAAUCAAACCCCAGCUGCUACUGGCGACAGUAUAAUUCCUCCUGAUGUUGAAUUGCUGCGUAAGGAAAUCACUACGCAUGAAGAAAGACUGAGAGAAAAGGACGCCAUUCUCCAAGAAAAAGAGAAAGAGUUAGAACUGGCUACUCUGACAGCAAAAGAGAUAGAGGCGUAUAAAGAGAAAGCAAGCGAACUUGAGUCACAGCUGAAAGAAAGAGAAGCUGAGCUUGAAGCUGAGAGGUUCAAAUUUGCUCAGAUUGAAUUAGAACUAAAAGCAGUGCAAGAUAAAGAAGCGUCGUCUCGAAGAAUGACAUUUCUUGAUGAUCCCGGAAAUGAAGGAAAAGUAAUUAGAGGCCUUGAUCCUAACAUUGUUGCUCUUUUAAGCAAAAAUGAAUUAGGAGAGCUAAGAGCUGUCAUGUACAAUACCCCAGAGCCUGGUGACAUUACUGUCAUUGCUAACACGGACGCUCUGCCUUCUAGGAUUCGCUCUGUUCUCACUAAUUACCAAAAGCUUGCAAACUCCUCCAACCUUUGCGUCGAUUUUUUAGCCAUACCGUCUUGCUUUCCUGGGGAUGAGCUGGAAAAGAAACUCGAAGUAUACAACAGCAACUACAACACGUGUCAUUUCAGUGUCAUCCAGGACCUUAAUGCCUUGCAAGUCAUGGCCCUACAGCCAGCAAUCCUCAAACAAGCAAAGGAGAACUGGGAGAGAGAAUUAAAACACACCAUUUACAUGUCAGGCUGUCGAAAGCUUCUACUGAAGAAGACUGACAUAACAAAAGAGCCUGUGACAGUUCUUGUAAAUGCUGCAAAUAGGAGACUAGGCCAUAGUGCUGGACUAGCAAGAGCUCUUAACGCAGCUAGUGGCGGUAAGAUGCAGUCAAUAUGUGACGAGUACAUAAGACAGAAUGGGAUUCUGGAUGAGUGUGGCAUAGCAAGAACCCGUUCUGCCGGAGAGCUGAAGUGUCAGUGGGUUCUCCAUGCAGUGAGUCCUGACGGUGCUAAAUACUCUCCCCCAGCUCUUCAGGAUAAAAUGAGAGGCCUUGUUACCAGUUGUCUUAAAGAAGCUGAUAAAAUAGGAGCAUUCUCCAUUGCUAUACCCCCACUUGGUACCGGUCACCAUCACGUUGAUAAGAAAUUGGCGGCAAAUGCUAUCAUUGCAGCUGUGCUUGACUACGACUACCUGGGGGACAACAGUCUUCGUGAGGUCAUUAUUUGUGCCAUUGAUGACAGAACUUUUUCAGAUUUUGCCGAAAUUUUUGCCGAAAGACGUGCAAGUCUUGAGUACCAGCUGUCGGAUACUGUUGGUAUUCUAAGUGAGACACCUGUUGAAAUGCCAGUGGCUCCUGCAUCAACUUGCAGGAAUCAAUAAAAAGUUUUAUGUUUGUAAUUAUACUGAGAUAAUACUGUUUGACAUUUGUUAAUUUUUAAUAAUAGUUAUU